Hibiscus syriacus is the source of this 1719-nucleotide messenger RNA. RefSeq names its product sterol 14-demethylase-like. Gene Ontology annotation, molecular function: monooxygenase activity; iron ion binding; heme binding. The transcript has 3 exons. The record is from RefSeq and is a predicted model, not a curated record. The coding region runs from base 136 to 1596 and encodes 486 amino acids. NCBI's taxonomy places the organism in Eukaryota, Viridiplantae, Streptophyta, Magnoliopsida, Malvales, Malvaceae.
AAUAGAAUAAAAUGAUUCUCUCAGUUUGCUACUUUUCUCUUUAAUCUACUAAUUUUCUCCUCCUCUGUUCCUUUUUCAUUGCUGAUCUCCUGCAUUUCAAAUCUCGAAUCUGGAAGCUAUCGAAUCCGAGGCACUAUGAAAGCAGAUGACAAGUUUUUGAACAUGGGCAUUCUCAUAGUAGCCACGCUAGUAGUGGCCAAGCUCAUAUCGUUCCUCAUAAUGCCCGGAUCUAAGAAGCGGGUGCCUCCAGUGGUCAAAACCUGGCCGGUAAUCGGUGGGCUACUUCGAUUCAUGAAGGGACCCAUCGUGAUGCUCCGAGAGGAGUACCCAAAGCUUGGCAAUGUUUUCACGUUGAACUUGUUUAACAAGAAGAUAACAUUCUUGAUUGGGCCCGAGGUUUCAGCAACCUUCUUUAAGGCUUCCGAAUCAGACCUCAGCCAACAGGAGGUUUAUCAGUUCAAUGUGCCUACUUUCGGUCCCGGUGUGGUGUUCGAUGUUGAUUACAUGGUGAGGCAAGAGCAGUUCCGGUUCUUCACGGAGGCCCUUAGAGUUAAUAAACUUAAGGGUUAUGUGGCUCAGAUGGUUACAGAAGCUGAGGAAUACUUCUCUAAAUGGGGGGAUAAUGGUGAGGUGGACUUGAAGUAUGAGCUGGAGCAUUUGGUCAUCUUGACGGCUAGUAGGUGUCUCUUGGGUCGAGAAGUACGUGAUAAGCUUUUUGAUGACGUGUCUGCACUCUUCCAUGAUCUUGACAACGGCAUGCUCCCUAUCAGUGUUAUCUUCCCUUACUUGCCUAUCCCUGCUCAUCGUCGUCGUGAUCGAGCUCGAAAGAAGCUUGCUGAAAUCUUUGCAAAUAUCGUUUCUUCUCGUAAAAGUGCUGGCAAGUCUGAAAACGACAUGUUGCAAUGUUUCAUUGAAUCUAAGUACAAAGAUGGUCGCCCAACUACAGAGGCUGAAGUAACUGGCUUGCUCAUUGCUGCGCUCUUUGCUGGGCAGCAUACUAGUUCCAUUACCUCAACUUGGACAGGUGCUUAUCUCCUUCGUCAUAAGGAGUUCCUAUCAGCUGUGGUCGAGGAGCAGAAACAACUAAUGCAGAAAUAUGGAAGCAAGGUUGAUCAUGAUAUUUUAUCUGAGAUGGACACCUUGUAUCGGUGCAUUAAGGAAGCCCUUAGAGUUCACCCUCCACUUAUUAUGCUUCUACGCAGCUCUCACACUGAUUUUAGUGUAAAAACCCGAGAUGGAAAAGAGUAUGACAUUCCGAAGGGUCAUAUUGUCGCAAGAUCACCGGCAUUUGCAAACAGGCUUCCUUACAUUUACAAGGAUCCAGACACAUACGAUCCUGACAGGUUCCGUGUUGGGAGGGAAGAAGACAAGGCGGCAGGGGCUUUCUCAUAUAUUUCCUUCGGAGGUGGCAGGCAUGGUUGCCUUGGGGAACCAUUUGCUUACCUUCAGAUAAAGGCUAUAUGGAGCCAUUUGUUGAUGAACUUCGAGCUGGAGCUUGUGUCACCUUUUCCUGAGAUUGACUGGAAUGCUAUGGUGGUUGGUGUGAAAGGAAAGGUGAUGGUUCGUUACAAGCGUCGACAGCUCUCUGUCAAUUAGAAAGAGAUAACGUUUCUGUUGAUUUGCAGUUUCAAUUCGUGUUGUUUAACAUGUUGGCUUAUUUUGUUCUGUUUUCAAACUUUGGUUUAUUUCUCAGUGGUCUUUGGAUUCUAUUUUCUAGUU